AUGGCCCCAAACAACUCUCCACUGCACCCUGCUGCCACCUUCAACAAUCAUGGAUUCUAUAAGCUUUCUCGAUACCUUAGGUAUCUCAAAUACUUUCACAAUCGUCCUCUCUAUCCGUCAUUUCCCAUUCAACCUUCUGCCUUCAGAAAGUAUGAUCUUGACAUUCCUAGUCUCAUUCACAAGGUUGGCUGGGAUUCUCUUUUUGAGAAUCAACGUUUCAAUCAGUGUCCUGAAGGAGUCAGAAUGUUUUAUGCUAGUCUGAAGCGUGGGCCUGGCUCCAGCCCUACCUUUUUCACCACUGUGGUGUACAAUCAUGAAAUCAAGGUUACAGCUUCCCUCAUGGCUCAAACUCUUGAUCUCCCCUGUCUUGGGUCUUCUGCCGCCACAAAUGAUGAUUUUGCCUCCAUUGUCUUUGACUUCGGUUCUGCCAUGGAAUCCCUUACUCAUGAUAUUGGGAGGUACUAUCCCUCCAUGUUGUCUGCUGGUCGUCUUGCUGAUCGGUUCAAGGUACUUCACUUCUUCAUCACAAGGAUACUGCUCCCUCGCAGUAUAUCACCAAAUGAACUUGUACAUCCUGCUGAUGCUUGGAUUAUGGCCAAUGCUCGCGAUGGAAUCCAACUCAACUUCUCUGCACUUAUGUUUGCUCAUAUGAUCAACUAUGGUGACGAGAAUUACUCUAGUCCUCUCCCAUUUGGUCCUCAAAUCACACGUCUUCUCCAUAGGAUAGGGAUUGAUCUUCGUGAUAAGCUAAUUGUGUGUGAUGUCCGAGAGGACCUACGUGCUCAACACAUCCUUACUCGUGUUGAUGCCCAAGUUGGUAGGAGAAAGCCUGUCAUUUGCUCAGGGGGAGAGUCUGCUGAUACCCUUGCUUAUGUGGAGGCUGCUCCUGCAACAUCUAAUGGCCAAUUGGUUCCUGCACUCCUGGAGGUUGUGUCUACAGUACUUGACAGAAUCACUGCUAUCAAGCGCAAGGAACUAAUUGGUUUAGAGUUUCAUCAUGCUCAGAUCAAGAGGGCAAAGGAGUCUGCUUCUUCAACCUCUCAGGAUGAAGAAACAGAAGGAAUAUCUGAUUAUGAAUCUCCACCCGAGUAUGAUUUUUGA
Linum tenue is the source of this 1101-nucleotide messenger RNA. The record is from the annotation of a GenBank genome assembly. NCBI's taxonomy places the organism in Eukaryota, Viridiplantae, Streptophyta, Magnoliopsida, Malpighiales, Linaceae.